AUGGAAGAAUUUGGCGGCGGCGCCGCCAGUCGCUCGCGUAACCACCGCAACGGUUCGCCUUCCGACCGACUUCUUGGAGUAUUCAGUGAGCAUCCGGCGGCGCCGGCGCUAGAGCUCUCGGAACAGGACAUCUUCAACACUCCGUCGGGGAGCUCUCCACCCUCACCCACACACUCAGGCAGCCCUAACCGGACGCGGAGCCUCCACAACCACAACCACAACCACCCGAGGAAUCAGUACGGAAUCCUAGCGGCGCUAAACGAUAACCUCAAAACCCGAUCGGGAUCCGAUACCCGGCCCGUCUUCAACCACAAGGCCUCCGCCUCGGUCUCCCUCUCGUCGUCGUCUUCGACCUCCCCCGCCGCGUCGUCCUCGUCUCGGAUGGCUAUUCCAAGGAAACCGCCGCCGCCGCCGCCGGUGGAGAGAAUGCGGCUGCGGCAUCAGUCGGCGCCGGUGAACGUGCCGGUGAUACCCGCGGCUUUGAGGAGGAGGGCGCGGGAUUUGGAGGAAGUGCUGUCGGAGGAGGAAGAGGGGGAGGAGGCGGAGAUGAGCAACGGAAUGAUGCUGCCGCCGCACGAGGUGGUGGCGGCGCGGGAUUCGCCGAUGCUGGCGAACUCGGUGCUGGAGGGGGCUGGGCGGACGCUUAAAGGCAGGGAUCUCAGGCAGGUGCGCAACGCCAUUUGGCGAAAGACUGGAUUUCUUGAUUGA
Salvia splendens (bonfire salvia) is the source of this 708-nucleotide messenger RNA. RefSeq lists its product as uncharacterized. Lineage: Eukaryota; Viridiplantae; Streptophyta; Magnoliopsida; Lamiales; Lamiaceae. Bases 1 to 708 code for a protein of 235 amino acids. The transcript has a single exon. The record is from RefSeq and is a predicted model, not a curated record.